Molecule: messenger RNA, 4363 nt
Organism: Caenorhabditis angaria
Lineage: Eukaryota; Metazoa; Nematoda; Chromadorea; Rhabditida; Rhabditidae
Source: the annotation of a GenBank genome assembly
AUGGUGUUUCAUACGAGAUCGACAAAAGCGUCGAAAAAGAAACUUGAUAUGGCAAAGGUAGGUGUUUGAAAAUUCAUGAGACUAACAGAAAUCGAAAAUUCCUACGUUGCUCAUCUAGUAUUAAUUCUGUGUGCACGUGUGUGUAAAUACAAAAUUCCCGGAGCAAAAAUCAAAAUCUUUCUAAUUUUUUCUCUCGAAAUCAAUUCCAAAUUCGAUUUUGCUACACAUUUUCUGUUUCUCGGGGCAAAACAGAGAACAUUUGAUUCGAUUUUUGAAGGACGACAAAAUGUGUCAGACAAGGAUUUCCGAGAAGACAAAAGGAAAGCGAAAAAAGGUUCAGAAGUUUUAAGCACAAAUUGAAUUCUUUGGAAAAUUGAGAGCGAAAAAGAGAGACUUGUUUUUGCAUUGAGUUCGAAAGCUUGAAGAAGCUGCAAACUAAAAUUAGGGGCUUUCGAAGAAAAGUUUGAUUGAGGAAGAAUUCGAGAAUAGUCUUUAAACUUAGAUAGGAGGUCAUACUUUUUCAAUUAAAUUUGAUGAAACAAUUUAGGGACUUUUUAAAUCGGACCUAAUUUUAAGGAUGUUUGAAUGGGAGUUAUCGCUAUUUAAAGUACUGAAGUUUGAUUCAUACAUAUUCAAAAUUGGGCCAAAUUCAAUAUUUGCCAAACCUAUAGCCUAAAACAUACAUAUCUGUAACAAAAAGUUCCGGUGAUGUCAAAACAACUUGUCAUAUUGACAAGUUGUAAUAAAUGUAGUGACCAAGUCCGGGCGAACAAAAUGAAAUGUGUCACUAAAACCAAACAAAUUUUCGCGGAAAUCGUGUUCAUCAGAUUCCCUCGAGGGCGCCAAAGAUGACCCUAUAUCCUAUUUUUGGUGGGUAAUAGAGAGGGGGAGAGAGAGAACAAAACAUGAUCGAGUCCCACGAGACUUUUGAAUUUUAUUUUUUUUUUUGUUUCUCCGUUUUUGCCUGCCUGCCGGAAAGCAUUUCUGUGGUGAAAAAUAAUCUAAUAAGCGAAAUUUGUGUGGUCACAAGAACAAAGCUUCAUUCUCUUCAUUUUUUGACAAAAAAUAAAACGUCUGGAAUAAAGAUCGGAAACUGAGAUUGAGAUGUUUGCACUUUUUCAUAUUUUCGAAACGAAACAGCCUGGAGCGGUUUGAAGAACGAAAAUAAAAAUAGAAAAUAUUUUUCAUGUGGACCACAAAAAUGAGAGCCACGUUCAACAAGAACAUAGUCUGCUCUCAUUUUUCUUUCUCUAUAAAACGGGUCUCAAGAGAUUUUUGAAAUAGUGUGAAUCAUCUUUGGAUUAGAAACAAAACACACAAAUUUGAAUUUGAAUUGAUUGAAAACUUGAAUUUAAGAAAAACUUUCCAAAAAUAUUGGAUAAUUUUCUCAAAAUCAAAAUUAGAAAAAUAAUUCCGAAACCUAUUUUUGUUUAUUUUUCAGUUUGCACCAUAUGCUCUUCACCUGGCAAUGGUUGUUGCAGUCGCUGUUUAUGUUGUAGGUGGUGCAAUUGCAAUUCGGAAAAUUGAAGCAUCUCCAGUCCAAGUUCCGGUAAGAAUUAAUUUCGAAAAUAUUAUCGAGCCCCAUCUUCAUUUGAGAUAUUAUUUGUCAUUUUACAUAUUUUUCGUCAAUUUCAAAAAUCAAUCCUUUUCCUUUUUCCGACUCUCUCCAGAGAUUAAAAAGAUAACACCUUCUCACCAAAAAAAUCUUGUAAUGUUAUCGCCCACUUUUCACUCGAAAUCCUCCCCAGGGAAAUUCGUUUUUUUGAUGCUAACCGCUGGAAUUUUUCUCUCAGCUGGACAUUCGGGGAAAAAUCAGUUGUGGUUUGUUGUUUUUCUAGGAUGCGACCGCAAUGAUGAAAAAACGAAAUAUUUAUGAGGAACCAAUUAUUUCAUGUGAGGAUUCUUAAAAAUCUGAAACUAAAACUAGAGAGAAUUUUUUGCAGUUAAACGAACACAGGAUUGUGUGAAAUCUGCGAUUGAAAAAAUUCGAAAUUGUACAAAUGGUAAUCUAACUUUGACACAUAUUGAUAACUGUUAUAAAAAUGAUCUUGUAACGAUUGAAAAAAUAUCGGAGCAUCGAAGAGCAAUGCAAAAACAAGAAGGUAACUUUUUUGUCUUCUUUUUUUUGGGUUUUCAUAUUCUCAUGAAAAUACACUUGGGAAUAUUGAAAAAGAGGGCAACGACUCAUAAAAAGAUGAUUAACUAUCUCAAGUUUUUGAUGUUUCUAGAAAUGGCAACAAAUAUUACAAAGUCAAAGGGAGAAAUUAUUGAUGGAUAUGAAUAUUGGACACUUAUGGAUUCAGUUCUCUUUUGUUUCACUGUUAUCACAACUAUUGGUUACGGUAAUGUAGCACCGAAAAGUUUCGAAGGUCGACUUUUUGUAAUUUUCUAUGGUUUGGUUGGUGUUCCAUUUACAAUGAUGGCAAUCGCAAAUAUUGGAAAAUUUCUGGCAACACUUUUGAAAACGUGGACUCGACCAUUUUUGAUUUGUUGUCGGAGGAUCAAAAAACGACUUGUUGAAAAGAAAACGAAUGAAAUUAAAGAGACUCAAAGACUUAUGGAGAAAUCGAAGAAAAAGGCGAAGAAAAUUGAAGAUGAUGUUUCUUCGAAUGGCGAAGGAGAUGAAGAUGAUGAAGAAGUUGAGGAAUCAGAAGGUUGGUGGUUUUUGGUGAACAUUUUUGACCUUAGGGUGGGAAACAGAGAUAAAAAAUUAGAUGAAAAAAUUAAGAAUUACCAAUACCAAAAACACCAAGUGAAUAUGAAGAUGAUGGGUUGUCUAGUAAGUUUUCACCAUGUUUUUUCCAUGUUUUUUUCAAAUUUUCAUUUUCGAAUUUUUCUUCAAGCACCCUAUGCAAUUUUUCACUUUUUGCUAUUCAAAUCGCUUUUCGAAUCCUGAAUCUACCAGUUUUUUAUUUCAGAAACCGAAACAUUUGUGCUAUUUUUUGCAUUCGUUGUUUAUAUUGUAAUCGGGUCGAUUGUGAUAGCCGCUUAUGAACCAGAAAUGGACUUUUUCGAGGCAAUUUAUUUCAAUUUUGUCACGUUGACAACUAUUGGAUUGGGUGAUUUGGUUCCACAGUCAGAUACUUAUUUGGUGAGUUUUUUUGUUGAGAAGCAAGUUCGAAUAAAUAUUUUUCAUAUUCAACUACUGCUUUUCAGGCUAUAACAUUAAUAUAUUGUGCCAUUGGUCUUGCUCUGACUACAAUUGCAAUUGAAAUUGCUGCAGAUACUUUGAAAAAGUUGCACUAUUUCGGAAGAAAAAUCGAUAACGUGGCAAAUGUUCAAGUGUGGUUUGGUGGUCAGAAAAUAUCAAUGAAAGCGCUUGUCAAAAAUCUCGGAGAUCAAUUCAAUGUUCCUGUUGAAGAGCUAGAAAAACUGAAUCUCGGAAAAUUUGUUGAUGAUGCGAUUAAAGUUGAAGCCGGCGAACUGACCACCCUUAGAGUUUGUCUAGAUAUUUUUGAGCUUUUCUUCUAGACGCUUCUAUUUUCAGAAUGAUCGAGCUUGGAUGAAUUCGAAUUAUUGGAGAGCAAUUGAAAGUGGAUCAAUGCAUUAUGUCGAUGAUGAUGAUUUGGUGACACUCGAUUCAAAUCGUAAUUAUUAUUCAGAGUUUUGAUUGGACUUGAUGUUGUACAUUUUUCUUACUUCUCAUUUUUUUAUACAAACAACAAAAAUACGGGAUUUUCUAACCCUUUUUGACUGACAAGUGCAAUUAUAGAGCAUGUUUAUUUAUAUUUGAACAAUUUUAAUAAAUUUAAUUUUUGGAAUGUUUAUUUUUUUUGAUGCAUGAAAUCACCUAAAUAACUCACUCGUUUUGCGGUGGUCUUUCACUUUUCACUUACUUACACACUCACUAAUACUUUUCCCAAUUUUCGCUCACCUCUAUCCAUUUCAGUGUCUAGUGAAUCUCGUCAACUUCUUCUAAAACUGCCACAUUCAAGUUCGCGGAACUCACAUACCAUAACAAUUUUGAAUGAACCUCUUCUUGAAGAAGAAAACUUGGAUGUUGCAUUUGCAUCAGAAAGUUCAGAAGCGGAAGCGAUGCCAAUGCCAGAUUUCCAAAUUAUCGAUCAACCUGUAAGUUCAAAAAUAGUUACCGGAAAAAUUGUUUGAUUUAGGACACAAUGACAGAAGCUGAACUACGAAGAGCUUCAGAAUGUCGACAAAUGCAACAACUUUUACAAGCUUUUAAGGACUAUCAAAACGGUUGGUUUUUAUAAGAAUCUUGAAAUAAAAAAGAAAUGUUUGAAAAUUUGUAGAAAUAAAUGCGCAAGAUGGGCGAUGGAGUGAAGAAGCGAGAAAAAGAUAUUUGGAAUAUCAACGAGUAUGGAGCAAAUUCCGACAAUUCAGGAAUUCACCACAACAAUAA